GCCUCAGCUCGCUGCUGCGCGGGUGUGCGGCACGUCAAGCUGCGUGUGACUGCUGCGCGGCACGGCCUGGCCUGCAACUGUUCUGCGACCACCAGACGCAGCAGAACCGAGACACGGGCAGUGAGUGUGAGGGGAGGGGGAGUGCAGCUAUAAAUGCGCGGGAACGCUUACAUGUGUUCCAGAAAAACUGAUGAAUCGCUCAUAGUUGCUUUCUUCUGCGAGUGCUGCAGCACCUGUUUGUUUGGCCUCGGAAAGCCGUUAUUGGAACAAGAGAACUCGUCUGAGCUCGACAUUGAAGUAUCGCUCAACAUUUUUCCCUUUGAAAGUGUUUCGUGAGAUUUGCCUCUUACACAGUAUUACUUUUUACUUUUUUAUUGGCGUGCUUGUACAACACAAGAAAAGCUUCCAAAACGAUUUCACAGCUGAUUUUGUCUGUACCUCCUGGAUCCUUGAGUACCACAGCUUUGGAGGUUUCUUCACGCUGCUCAGUUGUCAAUGAACAUAUUUCUGAAAACAGUGAAAAAAUAUUCUCAGGCUUUGGUGUGUCAGUGUUGUGUACUGAAGCUGCUGUCAGCAAGACUGCGAGUUUAUACUCUUUUUUGUUUUGUUUUUUGUUGUCAUGCUUCCUGUCCUAGUGUCUUUCUCUGGUUGUGCUGAGUUUAUCUCCCUUUAUUGUCUUCCUGACCCCGAGCUGUGACCUGGGAGGAGAAAGGUCUUUACUUAGAACACAGCCCACAGCGACGCUUGGGGAGAAGGCUGACCUCCUGACCUCUUACUUGAAGGAACCAGUUCUAGCAGGAGAGGCAAGAGGGGGGAGUACAGGUGGGGAAUCGAUCCUGGACGUAGCCUUGCGUGCAAAGACUGUGUCGAUCCCGAGCGCAGAGCAAAGCUGUGGCUGACCCACAAUGGCACCCAGUGACCUGACAGGUCGGCCAAUUCUGCGGACAAGACGACAGUCGCCAGGAUGUAGAAUGUUCCAGAAAGAUCCUGCAUUCCGGUGGCUUCACGGGUGAAGGUUGACAACCAAGUGUCCACUGUGAUGGAGCCAGCACCGCGAGCUGUCACAGCCACCCGUAUGUUGUGUCUUUUGGGCAACAAAUUGUCGACAGGACUGAACUGCUUGUGUCUGUCCUAAGAAUUGUCAUUCUUAGCAAAAAAAUUCUUCGCCAACUCUGUCCUGCUUCUUGAACCCAUUCUGGCGACAAUGUCGGUAACCUUGACGAAUGUGUUUGGCGACAUCUAUCUCACAUCUUCAAGCUCAACGAACAAACUGCCCACUGCCCCUUCACUGGAAGCUCUCUUAUCCCCGGGAUUUCGGAACAACGACCUGGCCAGCAUGGGGCAUGGCUCCACCCUCAACACAUACCCAGCCGGGCAAGGAGGAAGCACGACCGAGGGGUCAUCGGCCUUUUUCACGGUGUGGGCCGUGGUGGUCCUGCUCAUGACACUUGCUGUCAUCACUGUGGUGGCCAAUGGCACCAUCCUGACGAUGUUCGUGUUGAGGAAGAGUUUGAGGAAGUGUAAGAACGUGUACAUCGCCAGCCUGGCGGCCGCUGACCUGGCCAUCGGCUUGACCAUACCUGUGGCCAUACUUGAACAGGUGGAGAAGAGGUGGACACUGGACGGUCUUGCUUGUCGCUUGUACCUGACACUGAGAAGCUCGCUGCUGUACGUGUCUCUGCUCAGCAUCCUCCUCAUCACCAUCGACCGCUGGUGGUCCAUCCACUACCCGUUCAGCUACCGGGUGCGGCAGAGCAAGCGGCUGGCUGCCUGUGCGGUCGGCCUGGUGUGGGUCAUCAGCUUCGCCGUUCAUCUCCCGCCCAUCCUGUUGUGGGGCGACGUCUUCGGAACCACCACCAACAUCAGUGACGACCACACAGUCGUGGGUAUGCUUUCGUCUGUUAAAUCCUCACCUCAGCUUCCGUCUUCGCUGUCGUCACGUCAGAACCCCUCGCCACUGCUGUUCGCAUUGACGACGACAACAACGACUGAGUCCGCAUUCCCCCAACAUCGUCCCGUCGACAUCGAUGCCAGCUACAACCACCGCAGUAACAAUAAAAACAGUGAGUCGACUCGCGGCUACAGCGACUUCUUCAACGCCGGCCGGCGGUGUGAGUUGCCCUACGCCUCGCACUUCAGCGUGGUGCUCACCCAGUCCGUGCUGCAGUACUUCUUCCCCCUGCUGGCCCUGUGGGUCCUCAACUCCUCUCUCUACUUCAAGAUCACGCGCCGGAAGAGCAUCAAGAUCCGGCGCUCACUCAGUGUCACCGACCAUCACCUCCUAACGCUCCGGAAGUCGUCGUCGGAGUCGGAGAGCUCCCCCAACGGUAUGGACAGCGAGUCGCUGGAGAUCCCUCGCUCAGAGAACCGUCAACGUCUGCUGGCGGCCGCUCGCGCUGGCAGGCGCCAUACUUACCAGUUCUGCAGCAACUCCAUCCGGGGUGGAGGAGGUCUCCUCGGGGGUGUGGCCUACCACGGUCAGAGCUCCCACCGCCCGAUGUUUAGUCGUCGAACCUCUCUGCAGGACGCCCUGCCGGGUGUGGGCACCAUGGCUGCCCUGGCAGGAGCAGUGCCCUACCUCCCACGGGUCACGAGCUGCCAGAAAUUCCUGCAUAACGGUUCCAGCAGCUUCCUGGCGGGGUCAUCCAGUGCAGGGCCUCGAGGAAGCGCCUUGUCUGUGCGCAAACAGAGUGACGACCUGGUGAAGGAGCUGCUGGUGAGGCAGGACAAGAAGGCAGCCAGGUGUCUGGGGCUGCUGGUCACCGUGUUGACCAUCUGCUGGCUCCCCUACACGGUCAUGGCCGUGUUGAGGUCUACCAACCCUUUCACCAUCACUCCCUGGGUCCGGGACCUUCUCUUCUGGGUCCUGCUCACCAACUCCGCCAUCAACCCUUUUCUCUAUGGACUCCUGAAUGCCGAGUUCCGGAAGAUUCUGUACGCCUGGUUUUAUUUCCGACGGCGAAAGAGGUUCAGACUGAAACAAGCUUUGCUGUACUGGAGCCUGCCUCCCAGACUGGACACCGACAGUGUGAAGGAGAAACCACACUUGUACUUCCGCACCAUCAGAGAGUGAAGUAAGGACGAAGACAAUGUCUGUCGGAGAGAAACUUUCUAUCGGGACCAGUACAUUAUCUAAACCUCGGUUACUAGACUUCCAAUGACCUGGAGUCUGCGGAUAGCAAGCUAUUUGUGGUGGAAAAUGAUUUGUUUGGCUGGCUGAUGACCCCAACAUGUUAUCAUACGAGAGUUGGAUGCAGUGGUCAUGAUUUAUGACAAUCCGUGAUUACAGAACAUUUUAGAAGAUCGCUGCACAUGUUUGGACGAAAAUAAGAAGCUUUCAGAGACAGCAUGGACCCGAGGCUAUAUUUAGUCGCUUGAGAUUUACGAGGUAAAACCUGAUAAAACUGUCAUUGUGAUUUCUUGCUGUGAAAAGAAACUUGCUGGUUCAGGACAAGGGGUCUUAUUUAUAACUUAAUGUUUACUGCGACAUGUGUCACACCCACAUCCUUCUGGAAAUUUAUAUUUCAAAUUUUUGUUCUCGUCGUGUGGUAACUCAAAGUCAGUAUUGUAUUUUUAACGGUUUUAUGAUUUGAAAUUUCUGAAGACUGUUUCGACUUGUGGAUAAAUCAGAUCCUUAUCUAAACCCUUCGCCAUGUACCUUGUAGACAUCCAGAUGAUUUGAUGUCCACCCCAGGUUGAUGGUCGUUAGGUGUUGUUGAGUUACAGACGCUGACAUGCACAAAUUUUGUUUGGAUGCUUUGUCUUACCACAUUCUCAUGUCCACCCGCGACAGAUAUUGGUGACUGUGAUGAACUGACAGCCUGGCAACGCCGUCUGGUGGUUGUUGAUAACUGGAAACGAUGAGGAGAUAACUUGUUGGAACUUUUGUACUGUGAUAAGACUUUAUAUCUGGAGACCCUUCCGACCAAAACGUAAAAUAUUUACGUUAGUUACAGUUAUUUAUUAGUUGGUAUCCUUGUCAAUGUGCAUCAUGGGUAAUUAACAUUUAUUCAUGCGCUCGUCCCUUCGCUUUAUCUUUCUGUUGCUCUGUUGACUGAAUGUCCUGUGCUCGCUACUGUGACAAACAAAACUUUCAAACUCUUCCGUCUGUUCCUGGCAAUCUCGUUUUAUUUUCAGUUUUUUGUUCUUCGAGCUUUACACAUAUCUUGAAAAUGGUUUUGUGGUCGUGACAAAUCCAACUUUUACCUAACUUUAUCGUGAUUCUUUUAUCGACAGUUUUUAUUUCAGUUGUUUCACUGAUGUUUUGUCGAAUGUUUUCUUCCGAUCUCUCCUUUGUUAAUGUUUGUUGCUUCAUUCUCAUGUCACGUGACCUUAAAGAAACUCGGAAAUGGUUUCGUCGUGGUCGAUGUCUUAUCUGCAUCAUUGGUCGGAAACUUGCCAUACCGGAAGUUGGAAUAUGUUCAAGCGAGUUAUUUCCCUUGCGUGAGUGCAGGCCAUCAUGCAGUGCUUUCUCUGUGUACAUAACUGGGUUGUGAGAAAAUAUGUUUGACGAUGUUGCCAACAUACCAUCUAUCACACUCCUCAGGUUGGGGGUGAGAUGAAGUUUUCAUGAUGUUGUAGCAGGUGAUGUCUAGGCCUCGAUGAAUUCUAGAGUUGUUUCUUAUUGCGGCAGUUUGUAGUGACAUCACACAGAUAAACAAUUAAACAGUAGGAGUUUGGCCGAUUCUACCGACCACUACUCGGGGGAACACACACACAAACAGAUAGACAGACAGACAGACAGACAGACAGACACACACACAAUGCGAGUAUUCAUGUGUUCGCGGACCUCAUCAACUGGCCAUGAAUACACUGCUCGGUCAGUUAUUAAGUUAGGUAAAGGUUUUACAAAUUUACAAAAGUGUUAACAGAAGAUUGACGAACUGAUGCUACAUCAUUACUCAUGCACAUUGCGUCUAAAUUAUGAAAAUGAACACAACAUAAAGAUGGCUGAUUCACAAGUGCCACCCUGUUUUAUUCACUGCCAAAGCUAAAUACAAAACAUCAUGCGCGUCUGUAUUAAACAUUUCUAUUAUAAGGCCACAGGUGGAGGCGGGACCUGUACGCUGUGUGCGUAGCGCGCUUCAAUCAUAAUAUACACAUCUGUCUGUCUGUCUGUCCGUGUGUGUGUGUGCUUGGAUGAGAGAGAGUGAGUGUUGUAUGAGGUCGUGUGUGUGUGUAACGCGCUUCAAUCAUAUUAAUAUCCCCAUUCGUGUGUGUGUGUGUGUGGUUAGGUGAGAGAGAGUGUGUGUGUGUUGUAUGAGAUAUGUUGUGUGUGUGUACAAGUCUGCUUGAGUGAAAUGACAAGACGAGGUCUUUGUUGUCCUUUCCUAGCUCAUAAGGGACGUAACCACUGCCAUGGGUACAACUUUUGUUGUGAAUUAUCCCAUGCCGUGCACAUUACCCUCUGACCCUUACCCAUUAUCCCCAUCCUGUGUUUCGCUGGUGAAAUGCAUUUCGAGUUUCAUUAGCACCGCUUGCACUCAUUAUCGCUGUGAAUGACCUCGCGACCUGUGAUACAAUCUCAUUGUUUCAUGUUACUGAAUGUCACAAGACUGUAACACGUGUUUGACAUGGCUGUACCAGGUUUUUAUCAACACAUCUGAUGGAACUGUAUGUAAAUAUCGCUUCGGUUGUCUUAUAUUUUUGUAGUGGACUGUCAUCGUGGGAAUCAAACGCUUAUUCCAGAUCAUGUGAUCCACUCGAUUCUGUGGCAGUCAAAGAAUGUUAGUCAAAAUCUUUAUACUGGUUAACUAAUAUCCCAGUUCUUGAACAAACACCAUGAACAUUAGGUAUAUUCCAAAUAAAAUCUUCAAGAACAAAGCAAA
Molecule: messenger RNA, 5828 nt
Organism: Pomacea canaliculata
Lineage: Eukaryota; Metazoa; Mollusca; Gastropoda; Architaenioglossa; Ampullariidae
Product: muscarinic acetylcholine receptor M5-like
Exons: 2
Coding region: 1205-3073 (622 amino acids)
Biological process (GO): adenylate cyclase-inhibiting G protein-coupled acetylcholine receptor signaling pathway; G protein-coupled receptor signaling pathway, coupled to cyclic nucleotide second messenger; chemical synaptic transmission
Cellular component (GO): membrane; synapse; dendrite
Molecular function (GO): G protein-coupled acetylcholine receptor activity; G protein-coupled serotonin receptor activity
Source: RefSeq, a predicted model, not a curated record